Messenger RNA from Rhododendron vialii, 874 nucleotides. RefSeq lists its product as uncharacterized. The transcript has a single exon. Bases 308 to 874 code for a protein of 188 amino acids. NCBI's taxonomy places the organism in Eukaryota, Viridiplantae, Streptophyta, Magnoliopsida, Ericales, Ericaceae. Gene Ontology annotation, molecular function: RNA-DNA hybrid ribonuclease activity; nucleic acid binding. The record is from RefSeq and is a predicted model, not a curated record.
UGUGGCAGUUGUCUCCGUUGGGAAUUAAUAUGAACUUGAUUCAAGGGGAUUCGUUUCUAAGUUGGUGGGACAAUCUGCUGGUGGUAAGGAAUAGCUGAAAAGAAGGAGGUGUGGCAGCUGUGGGAUCAAUUGUUUGUAGAAUCUGGAAAUGCAGGAACGACGCCGUCUUUAACGAUAAAAUGUGGAAGCUUGCACUACUGCUAUUAGGGAGGCAACCAAAUUUCUGGUUGCUAAUGAAGGUGGACGCAGACCAGUAGGAGCAGGUUGGGUAGCAGCUACAGAAGUUCAGAUUCGAUGGCAAAGACCCAUGAAUGGUUGGGUGAAAAUUAAUUUUGAUGGUGGACUGGAUAGUCAAAUGAAAUUGAGUGGUAUUGGGAUUAUAAUCAGAGAUUCAUGUGGCAGAUUUCGGGCGGCACGAGCAAUUCAUUUUGGGCAUUUGAUGGAGCCAGUAAUUAUAGAGGCAAUGGCGGCUAGGGAAAGUUUGAUUUUUGCGCAAGAACUCGGUAUGCAAAAGGUACAUAUAGAAGGUGAUUCUCAACAGGUGGUUGACAUGAUCCAAAGGAUAGGUGACUUCAUCACGUCGGUGGGCGUGUUAAUUGUAAACUUGAACCGGUUGAAGCAAGAGUUUGUAGAAAUGCAAGCGAGCUUUGUUCGAAGAGGUGACAAUUCAGUGGCACACGCUGUGGCCAAAAAUGUUGUGAGAGGGAGUAGAGUCUGUUCAUGGAAUCCUGACUUUUCUAUCUACUUUGUGAGGAUGAGAGCCCCAUAUGAUGUAUUUGAUUUUCAUUGUUUCCUGGUUUUAAUAAAAUCUCUCUUAAACUGUGGCCCAAAAAAAAAAGUUGUGUUGUUCCUACUUCCUUGUAUUGAAAUUUAA